Messenger RNA from Pseudophryne corroboree (corroboree frog), 12258 nucleotides. RefSeq names its product spen family transcriptional repressor (gene SPEN). Gene Ontology annotation, biological process: regulation of transcription by RNA polymerase II. Gene Ontology annotation, molecular function: mRNA binding. The record is from RefSeq and is a predicted model, not a curated record. The transcript is spliced from 13 exons. Bases 1 to 11187 code for a protein of 3728 amino acids. Lineage: Eukaryota; Metazoa; Chordata; Amphibia; Anura; Myobatrachidae. Gene Ontology annotation, cellular component: nucleus.
AUGUCCUGGACAGACCAUGCUCCCGUCUCUCUGGGGGUUCGCCUGUCCCCUGUUCGGCCGAACUCUUACACGUGGAGACUAAACGAGAUGAUCAUCCAGGACCCCGGUUGCCAGCAGCAGAUCAGAGAGGCGAUAGCCGAUUAUAUUGAGGUCAACGACACAGAGGAGAUCUCUAAAGUGGUAGUCUGGGAGGCACACAAAUGUGUAAUUAGAGGAAAACUUAUUCAACUGGGCGCCCAUAGGAAAAGACAACAUAUGGCGGCACGGGAGGCCUUGUUACAAAGAAUCCAAGCCUUAGAACUUCUCCACAAAUCCACCAUGUCAGACGAAAACCUUCAAUCAUUACUAAUGGCUCGGAAGGAAUUAGACUCGCUUAUGUCCCACAGACUGAAGUUAGAGGCUAGAAAAUGUCGUAGUCGAUAUUUCCUAUGGGGGAACAAGCCUGGGAAGCUGCUAGCGCGGGCUCUCCAGGCUCAACGCGCAGCAUCUUUUAUAUCUAAAGUGAAAUCUCAUACCGGAACAACACAACACACCACGACAGAGAUAGCAGCAGCCUUCCGACACUAUUAUACCCAAUUAUACAACCUAAGAGGCCCCAAGGAGGCAGACCCUGAUCUUUCCCGAAAGGCCUCCAUUGCAGAGUUUUUACGGGAAAUUAAUUUCCCCACUCUUACACCUGAAGAAGUCGAGUCACUGGAGAACCCCUACACUCUGGCAGAGCUCGAAGAAGCUGUAAAAACCACCCCAAAUGGCAGGAGUCCGGGCCCUGACGGCUUCUCUUUAGCUUACUAUAAGACAUUUGGAGAUGUUUUGCUACCUAUGAUGCUUAGAGCUUUUAAUCAGGUUUCAGACCAGUCCUCCUUCUCCCCCCAGUCUAUGCUCGCACAUAUCACAGUGAUCCAUAAGGAGGGCAAAGACCCGUCACACUGUUCCAGCUAUAGACCUAUUUCCCUACUAAAUGUGGACCUGAAGCUCUUCGCCAAAUUAAUGGCGAAUCGCUUAAAACUCUAUCUUCCAAAACUGAUACACUCGGACCAGGUGGGUUUCGUUCCGGGCCGCGAGGCCAGAGACAACACCACGAAGGUCCUCGAUUUGAUUCAUUACGCAUCAACUUGUAAAUCCCCCUCCAUCCUCCUCUCAACAGACGCAGAAAAAGCGUUCGACAGAGUGGACUGGGAUUUCCUAUUGGGGGUGUUGGAACACAUGGGCAUGGGCAUGGUGGGCCUCCAGAGAAUCAGGGCCCUGUAUUCUGACCCCGCGGCUCGCGUACGUAUCAAUGGUGAACUAUCAGACCCGUUCCAGAUACGGAAUGGGACUCGUCAGGGGUGUCCUUUGUCACCACUUAUUUUUGUGCUAUGCAUGGAGACCCUGGCGAGGGCCAUUCGUCAGAAUAUUAACAUCACAGGGCUGCAGGUGGGGAGGACGGAGUACAAGCUUGCCCUAUUUGCAGAUGACCUCCUCGCAGUGAUUUCUAAUCCUUUGACCUCUAUACCCAACCUUCUUAAAGAGUUCAAGCGUUUUGAAUCCUCUACCUAUUACAAACUCUGCCUGUUACUAUUCCUCGACAAUGGUUCCUCUCACUACAACGAAAAAUCAGAGACUACAUUUGGGCGGGGCGAAAACCCCGAUUUAAGCAUGAGAUCCUCUUUAGACGGAAACAUCAAGGAGGUCUCCAACUUCCCCACUUUUUAUCCUAUUACCAUGCAGUACUCCUUACGAGAGCCAUGGAAUGGAGUAGUGAAUUCCACAGGAAACAAUGGGUGUUUGUGUUUCUUUCCAGAUACAAGCCUUAAGGACGGCCUUUUUCACGAGUUUAAGAAGUAUGGGAAGGUGACGUCUGUGCAGAUACAUGGAGUGUCAGAGGAGAGAUACGGCCUGGUCUUUUUCAGGCAGCAGGAAGAUCAAGAGAAAGCACUUAAUGCCUCAAAAGCCAAACUUUUCUUUGGCAUGCAGAUUGAGGUCACUGCGUGGGUGGGGCCAGAAACAGAAAGUGAAAAUGAAUUCCGGCCUCUGGAUGAGAGAAUAGAUGAAUUUCACCCCAAGGCCACCAGGACUCUAUUCAUUGGUAACUUGGAGAAAACCACCACCCAUCUUGACCUACACAAUGUUUUCCAGCGAUUUGGGGAGAUUGUGGAUAUUGACGUUAAGAAGGUGAAUGGAGUUCCUCAGUAUGCGUUUCUGCAGUACUGCGAUAUCACAAGUGUCUGUAAAGCCAUUAAGAAGAUGGAUGGAGAAUAUCUGGGGAAAAACCGUUUGAAGCUGGGAUUUGGGAAGAGCAUGCCUACCAACUGUGUGUGGAUAGAUGGCCUGUCCUCCGGCGUCACUGAGCAGUAUUUGACUCGCCAUUUUAGCCGCUAUGGGCCUGUGUUAAAGGUGGUGUAUGAUCGCUUUAAAGGCAUGGCUCUGGUUCUCUACAGUGAGAUUGAAUUUGCCCAGGCAUCUGUAAAAGAGACCAAGGGGAGGAAGAUUGGUGGGAAUAUCGUUAAGGUGGAUUUUGCAAACCAGGAAAGUCAGUUGGCUUUCUAUGGCUCUAUGGAGUCUUCGGGACAGGAUAUACGGGACAUCUAUGAAAUAAUAUCUGAGAGAAGAGGUGAUGAAACGCGGCGGGGUUCUUAUGAGUUUACGUCAACGGAUCGCACUUCUUAUUAUGAAACUGUGCGUACAACAGGCACGUACCCGGAGGAAACGAGAAGAGAGUACCCUGCCAGGAGCAGAGAGUUCUACCCUGAGUGGGAUUCAUACCAAGGCGAUUACUACGAGCAGCGUUACUUUGAUGAGUCAAGAGAAUAUAGAGAGUACAGGGAGACAUACGACCAGGAUAUCCGUGAAUACAGUUAUAGGCAGAGAGAAAGGGAACGAGAACGUUUCGACACCGACAGAGAGCGGGAUAGUGAGCGGAGGCAAACAGAACGCAGCCAAAGUCCCACCCACUCAAGAAGACCCCAGAGUCCUGCAGGUUCGCCAGCACCAUCCGAGAGAAUUACAAGUGACCCAGAACGCAGAAUCUACAGUCGUUCUUCCGAUCGUAGCGGCAGCUGCAGCUCCGUUUCUCCUUCAAUAUUCGAUAAAUCGGACAAAGCUAGGGCCGAACGAUUCAUCAAAGGUGAGAAGGUUGAGAAGGAACGCACUUUUGAUUCGGAGAGGUCUGAUAAAGAGAAGCGACCAUUGCGUAAGGAAAAGACUGAGAAAGUUGAUAAAGAUAAACCUGAUCGGACAAAGCGAAAGUCUAAAAACCAUUCAACGAGUUCGCAGUCUUCGGAGACGGAUCAAGAUAAUGAUAAGGAGCCCAGCCUUGAGAAGCAAAAAGGGAGCAGCAAGCAGCUGGCCAAAGAGAAGAACGACAAGGACUCCGCGUCUAAAAACCGUUUGGAGCUUAUGCCGUGCGUGGUUCUCACAAGAGUCAGUGAAAAGGAGGGGAAGGUGUUUGAUCCGACUGGAAUAGAAAAGUUGUCCAAGAACAAGUCCGACAGUGAGUCGAUAAAAUCCCCAUCGUCUGAUUCCAAAAUUCAGAUGAUUAGACUUGAGCAACCGAAGUUUGAGCAAAUGAAACCUGAAUCUGUAAGGAAUAAAGUGCCAAAAGACAAGCUGCUCUCCAGCCACGUAGAAGUAGUAGACAAGGAGGGAAAACAAAAACUAAAAAAGCACUUAAAGCCAGAGCCACCCACAGAGGGCCCCAUAACAGCAGAUCUGGACAAGUUGGAAGCACGGAAGAGGAGGUUCGCUGAUGUGGCUUUAAAGUGUGACCGGCAAAAACUUGAUCGACGAAGCAACCCAGAUGACGAUGACGCUCGUGUAGUAAGUUCAAGGAAGCAGCUGGAGCCUGUAUCUUCAAGAGAUUUGACCUUGCUUCGGGAAGGGAAUUUUGAAAGAAAGGGUUCUAGGAAAGAACUUUUAAAAAGAGAACUUGGCAAAAACAAAUCUGAAAGACUUUUCAUUAUCAACAGCCCUAAAGAUGGACAAGACCAAUUGUCGGUUGGAUCCUCUCUACGUCAUAAUUCGGAUCUGCAUUUCCGGUUAGGAGAGCCAGUAGACGAGCCGUUCGACUCUCCAGAGAUCACUUAUACAAAGAUCAACUUCGUGAAAACUCUCCAGAGACAUGUACAGUUGUCGGAAGAUGUUGAUAAAGACUCUUUGAAAGGUGAUGCAAAGAUGUACUGUAACCUUUCCAGGGAAGCGUUGGGCCUGGAAAGAUCAGAAAAUGAAGAGAAACUUGCAAUCGAUAUAGAUUACACUCAGAGUUACAGGAAGCAGAUGGAGCAAAGCCGUAAGCUGAAACAGCAGAUGGAGCUGGAGAUUUUGAAGUCUGAAAAGUUUGGGAGUCCGAACAAAGAAGCGGAGGAAUACGAAAGGCGCAGUCUUGUGCAUGAAGUGGGGAAACCACCUCAGGAUGUCACCGACGACUCCCCUCCAAGUAAAAAAAAAAAGACUGACCACUUGGAGUAUGAAAUUACCAAGCCUGAAAGGAAUUACAGAAGUUCCCGACAGAUAAGUGAUGAAUCUGAGAGAACCUCUUUUUCUCCAAGCAUGCGGCCGUUUCCGUUUAGCGAGGAUGAAUAUACCUUAGGCUCCCCAAGAUUAAUGCCAAUCAAAGAAUUCAAGGAGUCUGGUCAGGUAGAGGAGAAGCUGAUGUUCCCUAACCUAGCGCUCAAAGAUGAACAUUAUAAAUUAAUAACCACUGAAUCAACCAAGAAGGAACAAAUGACUGACUCUGCCAAAGGUAAACUGACCAUUAAGAGCCCUGAAGAAGAAUAUGGUAAAUGGGAUUGCCAAACCAAAUCAGAUGGCAACCGUGUGGAUGUGAGUUUUCCCAGCAACAUAAUAAAAAGGGAGAGCAUCAGAAAACGCUCAAGGGACCUAGAACCGGGCGAGGUUCCCUCAGACUCUGACGAUGACAGUGAUCACAAGUCCAUUUCACCAAAAGUCUCCUCCCUACUAGAUGGUUCAAGGUUUUCUUUUUUAUUACGAGAUGGAGAAGAGAAGCUGAGGGACAGGGAGGAGCGGUUGUCUGCCUCGCUGGAGAGGAAUAAGUUUUACUCUUUCGCAUUAGAUAAAACUAUCACCCCCGAUACAAAAGCAUUGCUUGAGAGAGCCAAAUCGCUGUCAUCUUCUCGUGAAGAAAACUGGUCAUUUUUAGAUUGGGACUCCAGGUUUGCUAAUUUCCGCAGCAACAAAGACAAAGAAAAAGUGGACUCUGCUCCAAGACCGAUACCGUCGUGGUACAUGAAGAAGAAAAAGAUAAAGCCUGAUUCUGAUGGAAAGUUGGAUGAUAAGAAAGAUGACCACAAAGAAGAGGAACAGGAAAAGCAAGAGCUUUUUGCCUCCCGCUUCCUUCACAGCUCUAUCUUUGAGCAAGACUCGAAACGUCUUCAACAUCUCGAUAGGAAAGAUGACGACACUGACCUUGGCGUCCUGCGACCUUAUGGGAGGCAGCUGUCUUCUGACUGCAUAAGUAACGCUCCUGACCUCUUUCAGGAACCCGUGGUACUCUUUCACAGCCGAUUUGUUGAGCUCACCAGAAUGCAGCAAAAAGACAAAGAAAAAGAGCAGAGACCGAAAGCAGUAGAAAAGCCUGAAGAGAAGGAAAGUCCGCCAAAGACACCAGACUCUGAAAGCAAAGAACGAGAGGUUAAAUCAUUUAUGCCUGUUGUACCACCAGCUCCACAAGAACCUGCUGUAGUUUUUCAAGAGAAAGUAGCUGCCGAGAAGUCCCCACCUCCGUGUCCUCCUCAGGCCGCAGAAGAGAAGCCAGCAGAGCCCUGUGAGCCACCUGAAGAGGAAACCAAGCUUCCUAUAGUUACUACUCCUGUGAUUCUUCCUGUCCAUCCACCAAUUCCAGUGGAAACGGUGCAAAAUGUUGGUGAAAUGGUUGAGGUCCAGCCUGCCCCGCCAGUUCCCGAGGUGGUCACACCUGUCGAACAGUCUUCAUGUAUGGACACAAAACCACCAACACCUGGUAUGUCGUUUUCAGAAGGCAGUGCUGAUCCGGUCACAGAGCUGAAAAUUGUAUCACCAACAUCGUCCCCUUCCAAACUCGACAAAAAGAUGGAAGACACUGUUGAGCCACUUGAAGAAGCAACGCCUGCCUUCACAAGUACUGACGCAGACACAUGUCAGAAGCAGGAGACUGCUCCAGAAGUAGAAGAGCCACAGAUCCCUGAAAACGAGGUGGAAACAGAACCACCUAUUGCAGUGAGAAAUAAAAAGGCAUAUAAAGGCAAAAGGUCCAACGCCAGUGAUAAACCAGCCACAAGGAAAAGUGUAAGGAUUGACCGUGAAAAACGCAAUCGAUCUACGUCUCCACGUGGUGAGUCCCAGAAACACGUGGACAUAAAAAGCGAACAUGAAAGAGCAUCGAGGAGUGCAGCAAAGUCCCCAAGUGCUGUUACCGAACCUGAGGUGUCAGAACCAUGCUUGCCUUUGUCACGAACACGCAGAAAUGUCCGAUCUGUUUAUGCUACCACAGGUGAUAAUGAAGGACAGUCUUCCACUAAGGAACCAUCAGAAACUCCUCGAUCAACGCGAAAAAGAUCAGAGAAAGAUGUUACAGAACCUCCUGUUGUUGUACCUAACACACCAAGAAGAGGGCGACCUCCGAAGGUCCGCAAAAAAACUGGUGGGGACCUUUCUCCUUUUAAAGCAGAGGCAGUAAAGCAAGAGGCAGAGGACACAGAAUGUAAGGAACCGACUGAAAAUGCAAAAACGAUAGAGGGGUGGAGGUCUCCUCGGUCUCAAAAACUAUCGCAGAGCCAUUCCCCUGUGUCCAGUAACCAUCAGAGUAAAAGAAGUAAAAGUGAGUCCACACCACAAGCGCACGAGUGUCAGGAAGACUCAACUGAAGAUGUUAACGAAACCACUGAACCACCUGUCGAAGAGGACUGCAAGCCAAAAUUGGGCAAAGAUGAAUUGACUGAAGUAAAGACAGAUCCAAAAGCUGUAGAGCCAGAUAAAUGCCCUGCUGAAAUCCCUGCUACUGAUAUCCCUGAGAAGAAGAUCGUAUUGGAAAAAGCACCAAAAUCUAAAGUUGGAAGGCCUAAAAAUUCAAAGACCAUUCCACGUUUGAAAAACGUGGAGAUUCGUCUUAAUCCAGAUGAGGUAAAAGGUGCUUUGCGCCCACAUGAUGAUGCUGAGGAAUUGGUAGUUUCCCCUGUUAAAAUAAAAAGCCCCCAAAAGGAAGAUGUUUCUCCACCUUUUGUAAAACCUGCUGAGACUACUUUCCCGGAAACACCUGACACAGACACCAUGAAAGAUCCAAAAAUUUCACCCGAAGCAGUACAGCUGGCACGGCAAAUAGAACUUGAGCAGGCCGUUGAAAACAUAGAGAAGAUCACUGAGACUGCGACAGUUCCAGCUUAUAAAGAUGCUCAAGGUGGGGAGGUGUCGGAGGCUCGCUCCGAAGAGGACGGUGAUAAACCCGCACACCAGGCCAGUGAAACGGAGCUGGCAGCAGCCAUUGGGUCCAUAAUAUGUGACAUUUCUACUGACACAGAAAGCUUUCCACCAGCUCCACCAUAUCCACCUACAGGGGAGGCGGAGGUUCCGUCUGAUUCUGCUGUGGUUUCUGCUUCUGCUGCUCCUGCUGCUGCUGCUGCUCAUCCAGACAACUUGGAGCCUGAGACAGACCAGACAGUUAACGUCCUCCAUGCAAAUUCUACCCCCAGCACCCAGAGCGGAACACCUGCACCAGUUUCUUCGGGUCGGUCACAAACUGUGGAAGUCAAAGAACCAAAAGUUAGUCUCAGCGAGUCUGCAGAUUCUGCCAGAGAACCCGAACCUGUGAAAGAGCCAGACAUCCUACCGAAACAAAGAGGUCGGACAAAGGCGAAUUCAAAGAGAAAGCGAAGGGGCAGCAAAAAUAGGGAUACAGUGGACAGCAGUCAGUUGGUUCAUGAGGCUGUUCAAAGCAAAUCUCCCAAAAAAGAUCAAAAGAUGCCUUCAGACGAGGGACAAAAGGAACAGCCGGACAAAGUGGCUGUAUUGUCAGACCCUGAAAAACAGGUGGUUGACACAAGCAUGGAUACUGUUCCUGAUACCAUUUCCAAGGACGGUGAUGAUGAAUGUAAAGAUGAAGAUAUGUCAGGCACUAUGAAUUUAUGUGACUCACCCCAACCACUGUACAUCGAUGAUGUUAGCCAAAGUAGCUUCAAACUACGUUCAAGUACCGAAAAUGCCCCCGUUACUCCACCGGGCAUCCCCACGCCUUCCGUUCUGUCAGCUACACCAGGGAAAACCGCAGCUUCAGCUCCUUCGCUGUCACAAUCCGGAUCGGCAGUAUUACCCGACUGGAUGGUGAGACAUGAAGAGAGUGCAACCAUUUCCACCCCACCCCCUGCUUUGCCUCCAGAUACCAAGGCUUCAGAUGUGGAUACAAGCUCAAGCACCUUACGAAAGAUAUUAAUGGAACCUAAAUACGUGUCAUCCUCUAGCAGUACUCCUAGUAUCGUUACGGCAGCUAUCUCUGAGCCAGUCUCUGCUUCACAUGUGGAAGAGCCUGUUCAUCCCCAGGUAGAAGCUAUUAAACCAUUAUCUGAAGAGAAAUCAUCUGUUCCCCUCACCAACACUGUUGUCCCACCAGCAGCUGAGGCCCCUGCUUUUCAAGAAAAGGGAACUAUUGUGGCCCCUAAGGCUACCUCCGUUAUUAGUAGAAUGCCCCACACCUUUGAUCCUGAUGAUUUGCCAAGAAUAACAUUAGCAAAACACUCUGCACAGCCCCAGCCAGCUCCACCCUGCAUCCCAUCUCAGAAGAUCAAGCCAAGGCAGAAUACAAAUGACAGCCGAGCCUGCAUGAAGCCAACUAUGACCGUUUUAGAAGAAAGGCCUGCUGAAACUGGCCCAAGCCCAGGGCUAAGAGUGAACACUUCCCAGGGGGUCAUGCUCUUAAGUUACUCCGGCCAGAAAACAGAGGGCCCUCAGCGGAUCAGUGCGAAGAUCAGCCAGAUCCCUCCAGCAAGUGCUGUUGAUAUCGAGAUUCAACAGUCUGUGUCAAAGACUCAAAUUAAACAGGAGCCACUCACCCCAUCGCAGAUCUUACCAAAAGGGCCUCAAACACCAACAGGUUACCAACCGUAUAAUGCAUCACCAGUGAUCUCAACCAUCAAGCAAGAGCGGUCGUCAUUGGAAAAGCCUGAAUCAAGCCACAUUACCGUUCCAAAUGCUUCCUCUCAGUCUGCAGCUGUUAAAGUACUGACUCAAAAUGCAUCUCCCGUUCUCAUGCAUGGUCAGAUGCUUCCGGGACAGAUGGUGCCUGCUGGGAAGAAGAUUACCGAUGUAAAAGUGGAGUCGAAAGUGCUCCACCCUACAAAUAUGAGUCCCCACCAUUCUUCUCUGACCGGUAAACUUCAGCCAGAAUCCAACCACAUAGCUUCUGGAGCUAGCACGCCAACAGAUAGGGCUCUACCACAUCUCGGUAUCAAACAGGAGCCUCAUUCACCCUGCACCACAGGUCAUUCCACAUCUCCAUUUGGCCGUUCUUGUCACCCCAGUGUUACAGCUUCUUCAGCCUUAACUAACAAUGCCUCUGUUAUGCUGGGCCCAGGAGUACCAGUUCCUCAGUACAUACCAAGCAUGCACCCUGAGCAAACUGUCAUCAUGCCACCUCAUAGUGUAACGCAGCCGGUCUCCCUUGGUCACAUGUCGCAAGGUGAUGUCAGGAUAAAUACCCCACCGCUGCCCUCUAUGCAGUACGGCAUGAGAUCGGAAGCCCUUCAUUCUCCCAGACCUAUGCAGUCUCAGAUGGAUGUCCGACCUCAGAGAUCCAGCACACCUCAACCAGCAGCUGUCCGAGAGAUGGUACACCCAACAAUGUCUUCCCAGCAUGCUGCAGAGGAGGACAUCCAUUACCACCACGCUGUCGGCAGAGGUUCAGCCCAUGUCCAGUCUGAUGUGCUGGUAAUGCAACAUGACUACCGUAUGUCUGCUUCAGGGAUGCGCCUGGAUCCAUACAGCGUUACGCAAGACAUAUUGCCUCGAAUGAUUAUGCACUCCCACAUUUCCGCUGUUGGUGAUCACCAUCAGGAGACCAGGCAGUCCAGAACUCCGGAGGGUCCAGUGAAGACUCCUCCAGCCAGUAAAACGCCACAGCCUGUGAAGGAAAUGGCCAAACAGCCGGAGGUGAAACUGUCCCAUUCUCAGCACACUGACGCCAGAAUGCUUACUGGGCUAAACUUAUCCCAGCCGGUAGUGGUUCCACACGGAGUGCCUCUCAUCCACCCUUCCGGGAGCUCGUUCCAUGACUAUCGGCCAGUGUACACAGACAUUCGGAACUAUCAUUCUGCUACUCAGCUGUCGCACCCACCGUUCCCUAGUGCAUCACCCAUUGGCCUGCAGUCGCGGAGCAUGACCCCUUCCCAGGAUGGAGACCAUUCACAUGUAAACCCCCCAGGGCGCAGCAAAACGCCACAGGAUGCCAAGGUGUCGCAGUCGUCGACUAGUGAGCAGACUCACCAUGCCACCAUCAAUCGGCAUUCCGGCCAGAUGGAGUCCCACAUUCAGCACCUUCAGAGAUCAUCGGUGGAUACGUCUCAGACUUCCUAUCCAUCCCCCGUCACCAUCAGCAUGAAGCCAGAGCUGCCCUCCCCUCAUCAGGCUCAGAAGCAAUCUGUCUUCUUAUCCUCCACAUCAAGCGUCCUUCCCAGGACAGAGGUCCAGCCCCUCCCCAAGCAAGACCCUUCCCAGAGGUCUGUGGAUAUGGUCCAGCUGCUGACGAAAUACCCCAUUGUGUGGCAGGGUCUCCUCGCGCUGAAGAAUGACACGGCCGCGGUACAGUUGCACUUUGUGUCCGGGAAUAAUGUCUUGGCUCAUCGGUCUCUGCCAGCCCCGGAGGGUGGGCCACCACUGAGGAUUGCACAGCGCAUGCGGCUGGAAGCCACCCAACUUGAAGGGGUUGCCCGUCGCAUGAUGGUGGAGAGCGACUACUGCUUGCUGCUCGCACUUCCAUGUGGCCGGGAUCAGGAGGACGUGGUAAACCAGACUGAGUCGCUGAAAGCUGCAUUCAUCACUUACCUGCAGGCAAAGCAGGCGGCUGGUAUCAUUAAUGUACCCAACCCGGGUUCCAACCAGCCCGCCUAUGUUCUGCAGAUCUUCCCGCCCUGUGAAUUUUCAGAGAGUCACCUGUCCCGUCUCGCCCCAGACCUACUGGCUAGCAUCUCCAACAUUUCUCCUCAUCUAAUGAUCGUCAUUGCAUCGGCAUGAGACCACUCGAGGUCAUCACAUUCAGAGACUAGCCGACAAGCCUGCAAGGAAGAGUUCUGCUGAGCGAGUGUCCCCACCUGCCCUGCAGUGCGGGAGAAUUCCCCAUGCCGCUGGACGGAGCUUGGCCAUGCUGCUUUCCAGGAUGUUUACAUAUAAUGCUUAUGGACAAACUGACGCACACAGACUGGAAGCCCCACGCCCAUCCGAUGCGGGCCAGGCCAGGAUGGCUACGAUUCGUGUGCUUUGUUUUUGUUUGUUUUUUUUUUUUGUUUCGUUUUCUUUUCUUUUUUUAAGAAAAAAAAGCUGAACCUGCCUUUGCACUAAAUUAGUGACUCGGACCUUUGUACAGCAUCCCCCUACCCGUUUUUAUUUUGGUGUGUGUCAUAUUUUUGAGCGACAUGCUGUGAUAUAGGGAAGCCUGGAUUCUACGAACUAGUGAUCAGAGACCUGUGAAUAUUGGGAACUGGUGACCGGGAAAGAUGGAGGGUUAGAGACUGGAACACGGCGGCUGAUCUUCCUCUCACAGCUCGGCUGAUCUUCUCCAAGGACUUCUCGCUAGUCGUCUUUUCAUUUUGGGAUGUACAGUUUACAUUGGGGGAGGGGGGAGGGCAUACAAAAGGGAGAUCUAUUUUCCUUUCCUUGGAUAUUAUAGGACUCCAUGGGCGUGUGUACAUAAUUAUAUAUAAUAUAUAUUAUAUAUAUAUAUAAAUAUAUAUAAUACUGACUUUAGAGAAAUCAAACCCCCACGACAUGCAUUUUUUUUAAUCUGUGCCAAAAAUGUGUUUUCAGAAAGAAUCUUAUUUUCAUACUCAGACGUAUCGUCCUUCAUUUGUAAAGUGCUUUUCAUUGAGACAUUGCUCCGCUCAUUGCAAUCUGUGGGAAAGUGUACAGUAGUACACUUGGACAAGACUUUUUAAAAACCCUCAUGUUUCCCCUCUUUUUAUUUUUUAUUUUGUGUUUUCUUUUGCAUACACCUCUCUUAAUUUAUGGAAUCUUCUUCCCUUCCCAUUCUGAAGUUUUGUUUGUGUGUGUCCAUUGGAUUACAAACUUUAUUAAAAAAAAUUGAUACAA